Messenger RNA from Tachyglossus aculeatus (Australian echidna), 822 nucleotides. RefSeq names its product vomeronasal type-1 receptor 1-like. The coding region runs from base 1 to 822 and encodes 273 amino acids. Gene Ontology annotation, cellular component: membrane. NCBI's taxonomy places the organism in Eukaryota, Metazoa, Chordata, Mammalia, Monotremata, Tachyglossidae. The record is from RefSeq and is a predicted model, not a curated record. Gene Ontology annotation, biological process: G protein-coupled receptor signaling pathway. Gene Ontology annotation, molecular function: pheromone receptor activity. The transcript has 4 exons.
AUGCUGACUUUCUCCAGUGAUGUGGUACAGAGCAUCUGUUUUCUCUUCCGGACCGGAGUGGGGGUCAUGAGAAACUCCCUCCUCAUCACUCUCCACGUUUCCACAAUCCUCCUGGAGCCCAGGCCGAAGCCAACGGACCUGGAUAUCAUUCACCUGGCCCUGGUACACACUGCGAUGCUCCUUACCAGAGUGGUUACUGUGUCAGCAUCAGCGCAGAGUCUGCGGCUCCUGAAGACAGACAUCGGAUGUCCCUCCAUCUGCACCACCGGCCCCGUGAGUACGGUCAUCAGCGCCAGUUCCUCUCUCUGGGCACAGUUCAAAACCAGGGUCAGAAAUAAUAUCCUCCCAACCUUUAUCCUCUUGUGGCUCAAGUCUAUUGUGGACAUCAACGUCCUGUUCAACACUGCCGCAUCUUCCAACGUGACCAGCCACGAGACCAGAUUCAGUGAUGGCUACUGUUCCGUCAAGCUCGUCAGCAGCCUCAUAGUCGUGUCCUUGGGAAUCAUGGGACGCUCCAGUGGCUACAUGGUCCGCUUCCUCUUCCGACACAGCCAGAAGGUCCAGCAUCUACACGGCCAGCGCCCACCUCCUUGGAAAUCCCAGGAGACGAGAGCAACCCUGGCCAUCUUGUUGCUGGUCAGUUGCUUUGGGGCCUUCUACUGCAUGGACUUCAUACUAUCACUGUUUCUUGGAAGUUCCCUCAGGAACAACAUCACCCUCCUGAAUGCGAAUAUGUUUGUGGUCAACGGUUAUGCCACUCGUGGCCGCAUUGUGGAGCUCGGCGGCCAGGCGGGCUCGGAGCUGUCGCCCGCGGAGCGCUAG